AAAAUAUCCAGACAUUACUUACCUUCUUGAUUCCUUUGGGAAUUGAUAAAAGAACAAACAAACUUCUCUAUCUGUAUCCAUCGUUCACAAAUGUCGACGACCACCCUAAUCCCCUGCUGUUCUUCAGCUAAUAUCAUUUCUUCAUCACGGCAAACUACCACUACAAUUAGGGUGUGUUCGGUACUUGGUAGAAAUAAAAAUGCCCCGUUACUACCACCGUUAAACCCUAAAGACCCAUUUCUUUCUAAACUCGCCUCCAUAGCCGCCGUUACGCCACCCGAAAGGCUUCUCAAUCGACCUGCCGAUUUGGAUACACCGCCUUACUUGGACCUUUUUGAUUCCCCCACCCUCAUGGCUACUCCUGCCUCAGUGGAAAGAUCCGUAUCUUACAAUGAACACAGGCCAAGGAGGCCUCCUCCAGACUUGCCGUCAUUGCUACUCCAUGGAAGAAUAGUGUACCUCGGCAUGCCGUUGGUGCCAGCAGUUACAGAGCUCAUCAUUGCUGAAUUAAUGUAUCUGCAAUGGAUGGAUCCCAAAGAGCCUAUAUAUCUCUAUAUAAAUUCCACCGGAACUACACGUGAUGAUGGUGAAUCGGUUGGAAUGGAGACCGAGGGUUUCGCGAUUUAUGAUGCUAUGAUGCAAUUGAAAAAUGAGAUACACACUGUUGGAGUUGGAGCUGCUAUAGGGCAUGCAUGUCUCUUGCUUGCUGCAGGGGCUAAGGGCAAAAGGCUUAUGAUGCCACAUGCAAAAGCUAUGAUACAACAGCCCCGUGUUCCAUCAUCUGGAUUAAUGACAGGCAGUGAUGUUAUCAUACGUGCAAAGGAGGUAAUCAUCAACAAGGACACACUUGUAGGCCUCUUGGCAAAGCACACUGAAAAUUCAGUGGAAACUGUGACACAAGUGAUGAGGAGACCUUUUUAUAUGGAUUCCACUACAGCUAAAGAGUUUGGUGUAAUUGAUAAGAUACUUUGGCGUGGUCAGGAAAAGAUCAUGGCAGAUGCUGCUCCACCAGAGGCAUGGGAUAAGAAUGCCGGAAUCAAAUCUCUCGAUGCAAUGUAGCUUCUUAAAUCUUAACACAAACUGCUUAUGCUCUAGUUCAUUUUCUGCUAUGAAUUGGUGACGGGGAAAGAUUUGAACUUGACGUAUAAAUUUCAUUUCAUUUCUGCAGUUCAUGACUUACAUUAUUGUUUGCUAGUCAGAUGGGUAAAUAGGGAACAUGUCAGUUACUCAAAGCAUUCAUUAUGUUUAGUUGUUUACAACCUCCUUAGUUGCUUGGCUACAAUGCAAGCUACACACUUGACUCCUACUAUGUAUCUUUGUAGUAUCGUAAGAUCUUAAUGAGCUUUGAUGGUGUGUAAAACCACAUUGCCCAUGA
Messenger RNA from Erigeron canadensis, 1375 nucleotides. Its product is annotated as ATP-dependent Clp protease proteolytic subunit-related protein 3, chloroplastic. The transcript has 10 exons. The record is from RefSeq and is a predicted model, not a curated record. NCBI's taxonomy places the organism in Eukaryota, Viridiplantae, Streptophyta, Magnoliopsida, Asterales, Asteraceae. The coding region runs from base 91 to 1059 and encodes 322 amino acids. Gene Ontology annotation, molecular function: ATPase binding; serine-type endopeptidase activity; ATP-dependent peptidase activity. Gene Ontology annotation, biological process: protein quality control for misfolded or incompletely synthesized proteins. Gene Ontology annotation, cellular component: endopeptidase Clp complex.